Molecule: messenger RNA, 723 nt
Organism: Theobroma cacao (cacao)
Lineage: Eukaryota; Viridiplantae; Streptophyta; Magnoliopsida; Malvales; Malvaceae
Source: RefSeq, a predicted model, not a curated record
AUGGCAUUGUUGACCAACAUAAAGCGCGUCUUGUUGCCAAGGGCUACUCGUAACAAGAUGGGGCAGUUGGCUAUAUCUAACGCAUUUCUACAUGGUUAUCUUGAUCAUGAAAUCUUUAUAGAGCAACUAGCUGGCCAUAUUAACAGUGAGCAUCCUGAUUAUGCUGACACCUCUUCGUUCAUUAAGCUACAUGGCAGUUCUAAGCUAUUUGAUCUUGUUUAUCUUGAUGACAUCCUUGUCACAGGUACUCAUUUAGAUAUGAUUCAUUCUUUUGUCAAAGAAUUACAUCAAGGCUUCCCUGUUCGUGACACAAGCUCUCCACAUUAUUUUCUUGGUGUUGAAAUUACUUACUUACUAGAUGGUCUACUUUUAUCUCAACAAAAAUAUAUUCGAGACUUGCUUUCCCAAACCAAUAUGGCAGUAAGCAAAUCUUGCUAUACGCCUAUGGCUACUAGUCCUCCUUUGUCAAAAUCCUUGAGGGAUCCUUUUAAAGAUGCUGAAUUAUAUAGAAAAAUUGUUGGGGCCCUUCAAUGCAUUACUCUCACUAGGCUGGAUGUUGCUUUCUCCGUCAACGAGCUAUGUCAAUUCAUGCAUUGUCCUACUAUUGUUCAUUGGAAAGCUGUAAAAUGCUUAUUGCGUUAUCUCAAGCAUACUAGUGUUUAUGGGUUGUUCUUUGUCAAGAACUCUUCUCCUUUGCUCCAAUGCUUUACUGAUAGUGACUAG